Molecule: messenger RNA, 2605 nt
Organism: Pocillopora meandrina
Lineage: Eukaryota; Metazoa; Cnidaria; Anthozoa; Scleractinia; Pocilloporidae
Source: the annotation of a GenBank genome assembly
AUGGCGAACGAUGAGAAGCCUCUGAUCUCCAAGAACGUUCUUUACGCAGGAGAAGGUGAAAUACCAUCGUUUGAAAAUGGAUCAAAGGUAAUUUUUAGCGAAAAAUCAAGUUGUCUUUCUUAUGUGUAAAUUUUAAGCGGGUAAAAUAGCUAAGGAAUUUCUACAAGGACAUUUACUUACCAAGAUUUUCUCCAUCUAUUCAAAUCAGGCGACUUUUCAUUUUAAAACGUUCAAAAACGAUGAAGAUAAGACACAAAUAGACUGCAGUCGAGAUCUUGGGCAGCCUUUUGAGCUCCUCAUUGGGAAGAAGUUCAAGCUGGAAGUUUGGGAGGAGCUCAUAAAAACCAUGAGGGAAAAAGAAGUCGCUCGUUUUAUUUGUGAGAAAUCGGUAAGAUAUUUUAAGCUUGAUUUAAGUUUACUUAAGGUCGCUCACACCUGUACACAACUUUUCUACUUUGGUGAAAAAGUUCUUUCAAUUAGGUGAUGAUAUGAUUUCUAUAUAAAAAAAAGUCCAAUCAAUGUUGAGCCUAUCCUUUAGCUAACUUGGUACAGUCGAUCACAUUAACUAGUCAAAACACCUUAAUUUUGGAUCUUAUACAACAGCCGCAACGCAUUUUACUCGGGAUUUAAUCUUUGUUAGGACCCUAGACAGAGCUUUGAUUUUUACUAAUUUUCUGCUUAUGUUGCCGUUCAAUUUUAUGCUUGGUUCUGUUUUUUUAAUGGCUACUAUAAUGUGGCAAUUGAUGUACAUGAAUUAAACUUAAUUAAAAUUUAGCUUAGGAGAGUAGGCUAUGUGACUCGUUGUUAAAACAAGGCCAAUGUGAAGAGGUAACACUCUAAAUAUAUUUCUUGAUUAAAUUACUUUUUGAGAAUGAACAGCAGUAAAAAGCCUGCAUAUAAGACUGACAUAUUAUGGCUGGAGCUUAAUUGUCCAGCUAUUAUCUCUAUGUUGGGACUAGGAUUUUCAAAACUCUUAUUGGAUGGAAUGCUAUUGUGUUGCAUCCAUGUGAGCAGUGAUAAGCAAAUUAAAGUUAACCUGCUGACUGAUAAGAGUGAUUAGAAUCUAAUUUCUUCUUAUGUUAUGUUAUCACCCCCAUUAUCAUGCAUUAACCCUUUACACACUAACAUCAGUAUGCAUAUUCUCCAUACUGUUCUCCAUAUGUUUUCCAAGGUGCUGAUAACGAGAAUUUGUUUAAAAAUAAAGAGCCUCCUUAGUUGGUGAUUAUUUCUUUUAUUCCUGUGACCCUAAUGUGUAAUUCAGGGGUGAUAUUGUAAGGAGAAAUUAUAUGCUGGUCACUCUCAGGGGUCAAAGGGUUAAGGUCGCAGAAAUAAAGGAAUUCAUCAUCAAUGAGAGAAGCUCUUGAUUUUUGAACAAAGUUCUCCUUGUUAGCACUUUGGAAAUGUACAGCAAACAUUAUGGCAAAUAUGCUUACUGAUGUUAGAGUGGGAAGUGUUAAUUGACUUUUCUGUUGCUAGCUUGUAGGGGGCUAUCCUAUAGUUGCCAAGAGUCUGCGCACACUUGCAAAGAAGGCAAAAGGAGAGAUAACGGAGAAACAUGAUCAUCAUGAACAUUCUUGUAGUUUAUCUGCCAUGAAAUCAACUGGAUAUUCUGACUUGGACGACUUGAUGGUCAAUGAACAAGAUCUUAUCUUUGAAAUUGAACUUUUGAAAUAUGAGAAACCCGGUGAAUACCGAAAAGAAACUUGGCAGAUGGAUGCUGAAGAAAAAUUGUCCAACGUACCAGGGUUAAAGGAAAUUGGAAACAAAUUAUAUCAACAGAAAAAGUACAAAGAAGCAGCAGAAAAGUAUGCAGAGGCUCUGGGAUGUCUAGAGCAGCUCUGCCUGCGUGAAAAACCAGGUGAUGAACCUUGGCUUGAGCUUGACAGAAUGAAGGUCCCUUUCUUGUUAAAUUAUGCACAGUGCAAGCUCUUUCUUGGGGAUUACUAUGAAGUUAUUGAGCACACAUCCACAGUACUUGAUAAGGAUAAGGACAAUGUUAAGGCUUUAUAUCGACGCGCUAAAGCUCAUGUAAAAUGCUGGAAUCCUCAGGAAGCCAGGGAAGAUUUCAACAGGGCAGCUGCUCUUGACCCAUCUCUGACAAAAACAGUGAAGAAAGAACUUGAUGAACUUGAAAAACUUAUUAAAGAACAUAAUGCAGAUGAUAAAGAGAAACUGAAGGCACUUUUUAAGUAACUCUUUGAAAAUCUGUGUUAUGUCAGGUGUUUUGUCAAAGAAGAAAGCUUUUUCAAGCAAAUUGAAUGUCAGCAAAUAAUAAUUGUGUACCUUUGAAUUUCAGGCUGAUUUGACAUUGACAUUGGAACAUUUUUAAAUGUUAAAAAAAUUGAUUUGUGUAAAUGUUUCUUUAUUUAUUAACUAUCCAUAACAACUCAAAAAUGUGUCUCAAUUCAGAAAUGUCAGAGAUACUAAACAUAUGCAGUUAAGAUAAACUGAUACAAUGAUGUAACUCAUUUGUAAUCUGAAUUCAUCUAUUUUGCUAUCAUAACAAUAAUUAAGCUCAGAUUUUACUGCAAGAAAACGAAAGGAAAGAAUAAAAAAUAUUUAUUGCCACUGUCUUGUAUGAAAUUUUGAACUUUGAGUGUAAGUC